Messenger RNA from Endocarpon pusillum Z07020, 1857 nucleotides. RefSeq lists its product as uncharacterized. The transcript has 2 exons. Gene Ontology annotation, biological process: inosine biosynthetic process; adenosine catabolic process. Lineage: Eukaryota; Fungi; Ascomycota; Eurotiomycetes; Verrucariales; Verrucariaceae. Gene Ontology annotation, molecular function: adenosine deaminase activity. Bases 1 to 1857 code for a protein of 618 amino acids. The record is from RefSeq and is a predicted model, not a curated record.
AUGGCAGAAAGUGAAGAUCUGUCCGACGUCUCCAUCGACUCGGACCUGGAAUGGGAGCUCGAGCAGGGAAUCCCCCAAGUCGAAGACCCCUUCAUACAAAAGUACAUCAAAGGACGUGAAGCGCUGAUCGAGCAAGAGAAGAAGAAAAGACAUGGCAAGUUCUGCAAUCUAACGACCUUUCUUCAUUCUACACCGGUUUUCGAUUAUCAGGAACCCAACGCGCUGUUCAAAUCUACCUUCACCCCCAUCUCCGCCCGUGCAGCCAAAACGCUCUCUCGCAUCCGCGAAAAGGAAUUGGCUACAACAUGGACCCCGUCCUACGUCGACUCCAUCUCGGCUGCCUCCUCAAAGAAUGGAGGAAACUUCUUUCCUGGUAUGAUGUUUACGCUAGCCCGUGACCGUAUGGAGAAAGAGUCUACCGUGUGGCGUAUCAUCGAACGCAUGCCCAAGGGUGCCCUGCUGCAUGCGCACAUGGACGCCAUGUUCGACAUUGACUGGCUGGUGGAGCAGGUUUUGAAUGAGGAAGGAUUGUGUAUUCUUGCCCCGGAGGCGUUGAAGGAUGAUGCUACUAGGCAAGACGGGAUGAUUCAAAUCAGAUACGUAGAUCAUCCAACAGGUUCUACGGACGGAAAUAGAAACGGAAGUAUCUGGAGUACCCAUUACAUAUCCAUGACCCCUAUUUCCAUCACACUGGCAGCAGAAACCUUCCCAAAUGAUGGAAUCGAGGGAUUCAAAAGGUGGCUCAUUGGCCGCUGUGUCAUCAGUCAAGACGAGUCCUUCUAUCAUCACCACGGUCUGGAUGCAAUAUGGCAGAAAUUCCAGCGUUGCUUCCUCACCAUCGGUUGGAUGCUGUUCUACGAACCGAUCUUUCGCCGCGGUAUGCAGCGGAUGCUUGGCCAAUUGGCGGAUGAUGGGAUCACCUAUGUAGAUUUCCGGAUUGCAUUCAAAUUUGAAUUUAGACCGAAGGGCCGAGAGUACGGGGAGGCAGGUAGCUACAUGGAGUUCUUUCGAGCUUUCGAUGAGGAGAUUGAGAGAUUCAGGACGACAGAAAAGGGAAAUCGCUUCCAUGGGGCAAGGAUGAUUUGGACGGUCAUUCGCUCCACGAAUAACAGGGACAUGGUGCCCAAUAUGGCGGAGUGUAUUCGCAUCAAGAAGGCCAUGCCGCAUAUCAUUGCGGGAUUUGAUUACGUGGGACAAGAAGACAAGGGUAGGACGUUGGCAGAUCUCGUACCAAUCACUUUCUGGUUCCGAAAGCAGUGCGUGGAGGCCGGUGUGGAAAUUCCCUUCUUCUUUCAUGCCGGUGAGUGUUUAGGAGAUGGCGACAGUACAGAUCAGAACCUCUACGAUGCGAUAUUGCUAGGCACAAGGCGAAUUGGCCACGGAUAUUCGUUGUAUAAGCACCCACUGCUCAUUGAUAUGGUGAAGGAGAAAAAGAUCUUAAUAGAGAGCUGUCCGAUUUCGAACGAGAUCUUGAGGUUGUCGAGCUCGAUCCUGACGCAUUCCUUGCCGGCUCUACUUUCAAGAGGUGUUUCGGUUUCCUUGAACAACGAUGACCCUGCUAUCUUGGGGCACGGGAAGAAUGGGCUGAGUCACGAUUAUUGGCAGACCUAUAUGGCAUUUAAGAGUCUUGGGUUAGAAGGUUUGGCGACCAUGGCGGAGAACUCGAUUCGAUGGAGUGCGAUUGAGGACCAGAAACAAGGAGAGUGGCUGAAGGAGAUUUCGGAGGGUUACCAAGGGCACGGUGCCAAGGCCCAGCGACUGAAAGAAUGGAGGAGUGAGUUUGAGAAAUUCUGUCAGUGGAUUAUAAUGGAGUUUCCCCUCGAAGAUGAUGAAUACGAAGAUGAUGAAGGGCGAUGA